Ictalurus punctatus (channel catfish) is the source of this 3703-nucleotide messenger RNA. RefSeq names its product interleukin 1 receptor accessory protein-like 1b (gene il1rapl1b). The coding region runs from base 678 to 2777 and encodes 699 amino acids. NCBI's taxonomy places the organism in Eukaryota, Metazoa, Chordata, Actinopteri, Siluriformes, Ictaluridae. The transcript is spliced from 11 exons. The record is from RefSeq and is a predicted model, not a curated record. Gene Ontology annotation, biological process: negative regulation of exocytosis; signal transduction.
UGGAGUUGGCGCAUCCUCAACUUUCAUCUACCGCAAGAGCCGCACCGGACUUUAUGACAAACGACGACAUAUUAGAUCUCGUAUUCGUUUUUGUAUAUCCUACUUCCUUUCAUACGUGAUAUGGAUAUUAGUGCGGGUUUCUGGCACCCGGUCGCUUGUUGAUCGGCGACACUGCUCUGGUUAGAGGACCAUCGGGACAUUCGGAGGAGAGGAGAGUGUCCAUAUGACUGCGGGCUUAGAGACAGAUCUCAGAUGCGCCAAUACGGGAUAGUUUGGAAAUAUUCCUACAUAUCUGUACUUACCGACUGCUGAAGGUCAUAUGAGCAACAGGGAUGGCUUUGCAUUGCGCAUCUGAGACAAUCUACAGUUAAUUGAUAUUUCAUGCUGCCUUUCCGCUGACAUUACCAUAGGUUCCUUUAAGUUUUCCGACAGAUCCAGGAGAAGGAUCCUAUGCGCACUGCGAAGAUUCUAAAAGCACACAGUCUGCGCCUCUGUUUCGGAUUAAACAACACUGAGACCUACCUAAAUGGGAUAUUUUCCCUUAAUGUGACCGCUCUUUGAAUUGAUGGGGAAACGUGCCGUUCUCCCGGAGUGAUGGGAACCCUCGGACUUUACUGACAUCGGGAACGGUUAUUGUUUGGGGCUUUUUUUUCCCUGGGACAUUGUCACAAGGGAAAAUGAAAGGAUCUAUCCCUCUUCAGGUUCUCCUCUGUGCUACAUUAAUUCGGAGUUUAAAGGUCUUAUCCAAGAGAGGUUCAGUGGAUGGCUGUACAGACUGGUCAGUGGACUACUUGAAAUACAAAGUUCUUCUUGGUGAGCCAGUGAGGAUUAAGUGUGCAUUGUUUUAUGGAUAUAUACGAGCAAACUAUACCCAUGCUCAGAGUGCUGGCCUCAGCCUGAUGUGGUACAAAAGUGUGGGCCAUGGGGACUUUGAGGAACCCAUCACCUUCGACGGACUCAGGAUGAGUAAGGAGGAGGAUUCCAUUUGGUUUAGACCAACUGAAUUACAGGAUGUUGGUCACUACUCAUGUGUGCUACGAAAUUCCACAUACUGCAUGAAAGUGUCCAUGUCGCUAACUGUGUCAGAAAAUGACACAGACCUGUGCUAUAACUCUAAAAUGAAGUAUUUGGAGAAGGCUGAAUUGAGUAAGGGGAAGGACAUCCUCUGUCCUGACAUAGAUGACUACAUCCAGCCUGGCAAAGACCCAGAGCUUGUGUGGUAUAAGGAGUGUAAACCCAAACAGUGGCGACAAAGCAUUGUAAAGAGGAAAGAUAUGCUCUCGAUUAAGGACGUGAGAGAAGACGACAUUGGAAAUUACACCUGUGAACUAACAUUUGGAAACUUUCUGGUUCGAAGAACCACCGAAUUAUCAGUCACAGCUCCGUUGACCAGCAAACCUCCAAAGAUCCUCUUUCCUGCUGAAAACAAAAUGAGUAUCAUGGAGAUGCAGUUAGGGAGUCUGGUGAACCUGACAUGUCGAGCAUUCUUUGGCUACAGUGGGGAUGUGAGCCCGCUCAUCUACUGGAUGAAGGGCGAGAAGUUCAUUGAGGACCUGGACGAGAGCCGGAUUCGAGAGAGCGAAAUCAAGACUCUACGGAAGCACCUGGGAGAACAGGAAGUGUCCAUCUCUCUGACCAUAGAUGCCUUAGAAGAAACAGACCUGGGUAACUACACGUGUUUUGUGGAGAACGGGAACGGCAGACGGCAAGCAAACGUCCUGCUCACCAAGCGCGCAGAGCUCAUGUACACAGUGGAGCUGGCCGGUGGACUGGGUGCCAUUUUCCUCUUGCUCGUCUUCCUGGUCACCCUGUACAAAUGCUACAGAAUUGAGCUCAUGCUCUUUUAUAGGAACCACUUUGGCAGCGAGGACUUGGAUGGCGAAAACAAGGACUAUGACGCAUAUCUGUCCUACACUAAAGUGGAGCCAGAACAAUGGAGCCAAGAGACCAGAGAGGAGGAACGCUUUGCCCUGGAGAUCCUUCCUGAUGUUCUCGAGAAGCAUUAUGGGUAUAAACUCUUCAUUCCAGACAGGGAUUUGAUUCCUACUGGAACCUACAUCGAAGACGUCGCACGCUGUGUGGACCAGAGCAGACGGCUCAUCAUCGUGAUGACACCGAGCUACGUGGUGCGGCGUGGCUGGAGCAUCUUCGAGCUGGAGACGCGUCUGCGCGGCAUGCUGGCGAGCGGCGAGAUCAAGGUGAUCCUGAUCGAGUGUGCCGAGCUGCGCGACACCAUCAAUUACCAGGAGGUAGAGGCGCUUAAGCACACCAUCAAGCUGCUCACGGUCAUCCGCUGGCCCGGGCCUGAGGGCAGCAAGCUCGGAAGCAAGUUCUGGAAGCGGCUACGCUAUGAGAUGCCGUUCAAGCGGCGCGAGCGUGCACUCUCACACGAGCUCUCACACGAGCUCUCGCAUGAGCAGGCGUUAGAUGCUGGUGAGCUGCAGAGUGUCUCGGCGCUCUCGAUGGCCGCCGCUGCCUCCACGGCCGUGGCCACUGCGCGACCCGAGUUGCGCUCCGCCUUCCGCAACAGUAGUUGCCACGCUCCGCUAGGACAGAAACACUACUACCGCAGCUAUGGGUAUGACAUGCCUCCACUGGCGACGCUUGGCACCCAUCAUACCUACUGCAACAUCCCUAUGACUCUGCUGAAUGGACAGCGCACACAGGGCAAAGCACAGCGCACUGAGCAGCAGCAACAGCUGGAGGAGCAGAACGCCAAUAACGCCAUGCUGCCGCUGCUACCACGUGAGACGAGCAUCUCCAGCGUCAUCUGGUGACGUCAUCUGCUGCCAGAAAAGGACCGGUUUGUUUUUUUAGCAACAAUCUUUACAACCUUGUUGACACGUUUCCUAGUAAUGUACGCGAUAAAAGAAGACAAACAGUUAGACUGCUGUUGAUCUUACAUUCACUAUGAGAAGUCCAGGAGCACUGGACCUGAAUAUGUUUUAGGUGAUAAGGUGUGAGUGCAAAGGUUUAUAAAACACAGAAAAGCUGCUGUGUUUCUGACCUGCACGCUCUCUCUCACUCUCUCUCACACACACACACACACACACACACACACACACACACACGCAGACAUUUGAACACACUCUGACACUUAAGGAAUACAGGGUCUUGUACAUAUAUUUGAGAUUUCUUUGUAGCAUUGGUAUUUUUUCAGUUUCAACAUUUCUGUUUCUUUUACUUUUUUAUCAUCCAAAUGUUUUGUAUCUAACUUUUUUAAUUAUCAUUAUUAUUAUAUUUUUUUUUUUUUUUUGGAGAAGAGAUCUGUAACUUUUUUUUUUUUUUGCGUUUUUCUCAACUUGUAGUUUGCAAGUGUUUUGGGAUUUGUGGCGUUGUGAUGUUUUCUUUGAGAGAACACCGUUGUUCUGUUGUAUUUUUUUUCUUUGGUUGAUGGUGGAACAGUGGGUAUCUCCGUUUUUUACAGACUCAUGAACAAAACUCGAUUAUGCAAAAAGUGCAGAAGCCUGGGAGCUAAUUUUCUUCCUGAACAAACGACCAAGCAGAAGACACGAGAGAGGAAGCAAAAUGCCUCAACACGAUGAUCUAGUGUCUCUGUACUCUCUGUCUCUCUCUCUUUCUCUCUCUCUCGCUCUCUCUCUGUCUCUCUCUCUGUCUCUUUCUCUCUCCGUCUCUCUCUCUGUCUCUCUCUCUCCAUCUCUCUCCCUCUGUCUCUCUGUCUCUCUCUGUCUCUCUCCCUCUC